Musa acuminata subsp. malaccensis (wild Malaysian banana) is the source of this 556-nucleotide messenger RNA. RefSeq names its product small ribosomal subunit protein eS27w-like. Gene Ontology annotation, cellular component: cytosolic small ribosomal subunit; ribosome. Gene Ontology annotation, molecular function: RNA binding; structural constituent of ribosome. The record is from RefSeq and is a predicted model, not a curated record. NCBI's taxonomy places the organism in Eukaryota, Viridiplantae, Streptophyta, Magnoliopsida, Zingiberales, Musaceae. Gene Ontology annotation, biological process: ribosomal small subunit assembly; translation.
AUGCUGCCAUCCUCACCUCCGAAGAAGAAGACUCUUCCUUGAGGGUUUGCGCGCUCUCUGCUUAGGAUUGUGACGAGAUGGUGCUUCCGGGUGACAUCGAUCUGCUCGACCCUCCGCCGGAGCUCGAGAAGAGACGCCACAAGAAGAAGCGCCUCGUUCAGUCUCCGAACUCCUUCUUCAUGGAUGUGAAGUGCCAAGGGUGCUUCAACAUAACUACCGUGUUUAGUCACUCUCAGACGGUGGUGAUCUGUGGGAACUGCCAAACUGUGCUCUGUCAGCCAACCGGCGGUCGAGCCCGGCUUACCGAGGGGUGCUCCUUCCGGCGGAAGACCGACUGAUGCUUGCCUGCUCCUUCCUCCUCCCUCCUCCCUCCUAGCUAUUACUCAAAAGAGGUUAUAUGUCAAGCUUAUCGAGGAUGCUCUGUUACUGAACAGCGAGUGGAUAGUGUGUUGGUGAUGUAGAUUACUGGCUUUGCUGUUUCGCUAAGUAUAAUCUAUAGUACGUAUACAACGUGAAGAAGGAUACAUGCUUUAACCAUAAGAAUCCAUUAUAGUCA